UUAUACCAUCAACGCGCACUGUUACCCUAAUUCUUCUCCGAUGCUUCCGCUCCUCGCCGGAGUUCGCUUCUCCUCAUCCUCCACCGCUUCUACAGCAUUCUCAUUAGAUUAACUUUCUUCGAGUCGUCAGCCUCUUCACCGAGCGACUGAUCUAAUCUUGCAGAACUCUUUCGGGUAGAUUGAGCAAAUCCGAGUCGCCGGUAGAAAUGUUUACCAAUCACAAGCGACAGGCGGAGAGGACAGGGAGGUCCGGUACUCCUCGAGCUCAAUAUCUCCAGGAGCUUGUGUCAGAGUUCCAGAAGGCAACAAAUGAAGAAUCAAAAGAGAGAAUUGUGGCCAAUUUGGCUAACUUUGCCUAUGAUCCUUACAAUUAUGAAUUUAUGCGCCAGCUUAAUGUUUUGGAACUAUUCCUGGACUGCAUUACAGAGCCAAAUGAAAAACUUGUUGAAUUUGGCAUUGGUGGAAUCUGCAACUCUUCUGUUGAUCCAGCAAAUGCUGCAUUGAUCAUUCAAUGCGAUGGAGUUCCUUUGGUGAUACAGUGCUUAUCUAGCCCGGUUAGAAACACUGUGUCCUAUGCUCUUGGAGCUCUCUACUAUCUUUGCGAUCAUUCUUCUAAAAAAGAGAUCUUGAAACCAGAGGUACUGGAAAUAAUCCGAAGGUAUGCAGCAGCCGGAUCUAUCAACCUCACGCUGAGCAAUUUGGCAAAUGCCUUUUUGCAGAAACAUGUAAACCAAUGACAUCGGUCUCCUGCAUCCCUUUUUAAUGUGCAUGGAAACUAGCAUCAGCCACAAGGAGCGAAGCAUGUGCUGCUGUUGAUGAGGAUCACACGGCCGGCCAACACGGACUUGUCCCCGUGGAGCUGCGUCGUUGGCGGUGGUCUUUUUCUUCGUGGGAGGAGGUUGAGUAUGUCAACACACGUGAAGUCGACUGAUCUAGGUCAGUGGACGAAAUCCUGAAAAAAAAAUUAGUUGAGAUUGAAGUCAGAUGGAGAGAUAAUUGAGAUUUGGUAGCUUGCUUAAGAGGACUUGUGGCAAUGCAGCAGCUUCCUUUGUCAAAA
This is a messenger RNA of Zingiber officinale, 1057 nucleotides long. Its product is annotated as armadillo repeat-containing protein 7-like. The record is from RefSeq and is a predicted model, not a curated record. The coding region runs from base 207 to 737 and encodes 176 amino acids. The transcript is spliced from 7 exons. NCBI's taxonomy places the organism in Eukaryota, Viridiplantae, Streptophyta, Magnoliopsida, Zingiberales, Zingiberaceae. Gene Ontology annotation, molecular function: protein binding.